CAGCAGCCGCAGCACCAUCGGAUCCUGAUCUAUCACGUUCAACAAGCUCAUCUACCAAUCCAACAAACUAAAGCCCCACUUCCCCAGCAAACAAUCCCCCGAUAAGACAUUCCUCAAAUGGCGUCCCAGCUGGUCGAGAGCCACCGCGCCGGCGCCGAGGUCCUCAAGGGGGAUGAUAUCUGCAAGAAGAAGUGCGUCGAGCUUCUCGAAGAGCUCGGCCUCCCAAAAGGCCUCUUUCCUAUGGAUGACAUCGAGGAGGUCGGGUACAACCAUGAGAGUGGGUUCGUGUGGAUACUUCAAAAGAAGAAGAAGGAGCACACGUUCAACAAGAUCAACCAGACCGUCUCUUACGACACCGAGGUGACCGCUUUUGUGGAGAAGGGCAAGAUCAAGAACGUCACUGGGGUCAAGAUCGAGGAGUUGUCUUUGGUCGAGGUCUAUGUGGAUGAGUCUUCUGCUGAUAAGGUCAUCGUCAAGACCAACACCGGUCUGGCAGACACCCAUGAUGCAGCCGUGUUCGCUCUCGGAGAAUAGGGAGCUACUAGUUAAAAAGGCCAGAAGAAUAAAUUCAGUGAAUGGUUCGGCACUACAGUUCACGUGUUAUGCAGAAGUAUAUGUUUCCGUCUUCUUUGUAAUCUAAUAAAAGGCUGCUGGACCAAUGUUGCUUCCUUUCAGCCCGUAAGUGUUUGACAAAUGUAAUGAAUAACACGUAUACCCCCUCCUAUAUCCCACAUCGACCACUCUCAACCUCCCACUGUUGUCUCUAUCUUUGUGUGAGAGAGAAUUCAACAUGUACCAUGACAUGCACAAAAGAAUUCAGAAUUUGA
Molecule: messenger RNA, 827 nt
Organism: Hordeum vulgare subsp. vulgare (domesticated barley)
Lineage: Eukaryota; Viridiplantae; Streptophyta; Magnoliopsida; Poales; Poaceae
Exons: 1
Coding region: 118-534 (138 amino acids)
Source: RefSeq, a predicted model, not a curated record